AUGGUCUCAUCCUUCCCUCAUGACGAACUGCUGGGCCCCGUUAUCGAGACGCGGGAUACGUGCACUGACACCAUCAACCGCGAGGAUGCCGAGACUUUCAUCGAGCUCAACAAAGCAAUGUGGAAGCGGGAGAAAGGAUGGCAGAAGCUUGCCAAAGGUUUGUACGACAAAGACUUCCAGCUAUACUCCAACGCGGUUCCGUCUUCGUUCGGGGGAGAUAUCAAUGACCAGCCAGUCUACAAGUCUCGUGCAGAGUUCGUCAAAGAGCUUGAGACCCGUAUCCCGUCAACAGCAAAGCAAAGCACAGUGGGCUUCUGGGUCGACUGCCACGAGCUUAUCUGGCUUCGGAGAAUCGGAGAGGUUGCUGGAAAGUCGCAUUUUGUGACCCAGGACAUGUCUGUGUUCUCCAUGCAGCGGACGAAAGCAGGGUCGUGGCAGGUGAAGAGCGCUAGGGUAGAGUACGACAGUAUCCCAUGGGGCAGAGCGCUUGGCGGUACAUACACUCCUCCACCUGCUUCGAAAUAUGAAGACUUGACCUGA
Messenger RNA from Fulvia fulva, 540 nucleotides. RefSeq lists its product as uncharacterized. NCBI's taxonomy places the organism in Eukaryota, Fungi, Ascomycota, Dothideomycetes, Mycosphaerellales, Mycosphaerellaceae. The record is from RefSeq and is a predicted model, not a curated record. The transcript has 2 exons. Bases 1 to 540 code for a protein of 179 amino acids.